AUGUCUUUCGUACCCCUUGAGCACAAGGCUGCAGGCCAUGAUGGAGCAAUGCAAUCUCUUGACGGUUCAUUAUUCAUAAAGCCCGCUAAUGCACAAGAGCUACAGUUUUAUACCACAACGCAGGCUGAGGCGCAAAAUCUUGACGAUGAGAUUGAGCUAGGAUCAAAGUUGUUCCAUUGGAUGCCUGUCUUUUAUGGAACAAUGUCUCCUGGAGUCAGUAAAGAACUACGUGAGAAAAAUCCAGAAGCAGGCAAAGGAUAUCAAGAUCCAUUGGUAUCCCAGCCCGACAGCGGACAACAAUACUUGGUUCUAGAGAAUGUGGUAUACGGUUUCAAAAAACCGAGUGUUAUCGACAUCAAGCUUGGAAACAUUCUUUACGACGAAAAUGCAAGCAAAGAUAAGAUCGAACGGAUGAAGAAGGUUUCAAAUACUACAACCUCAGGGUCUCUACAUUAUCGUAUAUGUGGAAUGAAAAUUGUUGAUUCAGGUAAAUCUCUGACAAAUAUCAAGGGCUCAGAUUUGAAAGAAACGGCGCGCGAAGAUGACGGUUACUUGUUGUUUGAUAAGAACUUUGGAAAAGGAUUAGCGGCUGACACUGUCAAAGAUGCUCUAUUACUAUUUUUCAGGGGAAACAAUCUUUCACCACAGAGACAAGCAAUUGUUCUCGAGAAUACCAUACGCCGAUUGCAACUUCUUUAUAAUUGUUUGCUCGAUUAUGAGAUUAGAAUGAUUAGUGCAUCCCUAUUGCUGGUCUAUGAAAAUGACGAAGGUCGUUGGGAAGAGCUUGAUGAUCAAGAUAUAUUAGUAAAUGAAAUGGAGAUUGAUGAGGACUCUAGCGAAGAAGACCUCCCCCGAGCAUUGAGUUUGCUGAGAUUGAUUGAUUUUGCUCAUACGAAAUAUACUCCUGGAAAAGGAAAUGAUGAAUCCAUAUUAACUGGUGUUAAAAACUUAUUGGAACUGAUCCAAACGUUAUAA
Ogataea parapolymorpha DL-1 is the source of this 975-nucleotide messenger RNA. Its product is annotated as Inositol polyphosphate multikinase (IPMK). Gene Ontology annotation, cellular component: nucleus; cytoplasm. The transcript has a single exon. NCBI's taxonomy places the organism in Eukaryota, Fungi, Ascomycota, Pichiomycetes, Pichiales, Pichiaceae. Gene Ontology annotation, molecular function: inositol-1,4,5,6-tetrakisphosphate 3-kinase activity; inositol hexakisphosphate kinase activity. The coding region runs from base 1 to 975 and encodes 324 amino acids. The record is from RefSeq and is a predicted model, not a curated record. Gene Ontology annotation, biological process: phosphatidylinositol phosphate biosynthetic process; inositol phosphate biosynthetic process.